Ctenopharyngodon idella (grass carp) is the source of this 1605-nucleotide messenger RNA. It is a transcript of the gene dhodh, whose product is annotated as dihydroorotate dehydrogenase. Lineage: Eukaryota; Metazoa; Chordata; Actinopteri; Cypriniformes; Xenocyprididae. The transcript is spliced from 9 exons. Gene Ontology annotation, biological process: pyrimidine ribonucleotide biosynthetic process; 'de novo' pyrimidine nucleobase biosynthetic process. Bases 105 to 1316 code for a protein of 403 amino acids. Gene Ontology annotation, molecular function: dihydroorotate dehydrogenase activity. Gene Ontology annotation, cellular component: cytoplasm; mitochondrial inner membrane. The record is from RefSeq and is a predicted model, not a curated record.
AUUUUGUGAAUUUCGCUCUCGGGGCUACGCUAUUCUCGCGAGAUUUCGUCCAGGAAGUGACUAUCGAAGCGUGCACGUUGUUUGGAUGGUGUCAUGCAACACUCAUGGCGGGACGACUGAAGAAACAAGCGAAAGAUGCCUUAAAGAUCAUAGGAUGUGGCAGUGCCCUGUUCCUGGGACACCUCACCGUCUCCGGAGACGAGCGCUUCUAUGCCAAUGCUCUCAUGCCAGUGCUGCAGAGGUUUGUGGGAGCAGAGACGGCUCAUGUCAUGGCUGUCCGGUUGAUUGGUCUUGGACUUGUGCCUCUCAACAACUACAAGGACCCAGCCUCACUGGAAGUGCAUGUGAUGGGUCGAAAAUUCCAGAACCCAGUUGGGAUAGCAGCAGGCUUUGACAAGCACGGUGAGGCAGUGGAUGGCCUCUAUAGACUGGGCUUUGGUUUUGUGGAGGUGGGGACUGUCACCCCAAAGGCGCAGGAUGGAAACCCAAAGCCACGUGUGUUCAGGCUGGAGGAAGACCAGGCAGUCAUUAACAGAUAUGGAUUCAAUAGUUGUGGCCUUUCUGUGGUGCAAGAAAGGUUGAAAGUCAGAAAGCAUGUGCAGUCAGAACUAACGAAAGCAGGUAAACCUCUUGGCAUCAAUCUUGGGAAGAACAAGCUUUCUGCAGAUGCGGUGUCAGAUUACGUGGAGGGAGUGCGGACACUGGGCCCUCUUGCUGACUACCUGGUCGUGAAUGUGAGCAGCCCCAACACUCCCGGCCUUAGAGACCUACAGGGCAAGGAAGAACUGCGCCACCUUCUGGACAAGGUGCUUAAAGAGCGGGAUUCUUUGCGGAUGGAGAAGCGACCGCCUGUGGUGGUGAAGAUCGCCCCGGAUCUUUCUACACAGGACAAGCAAGACAUUGCUGAGGUCAUCAUGGAGGUUGGCGUUGAUGGUUUAAUGGUUUCCAACACCACUGUUUCCAGGCCAGACACUCUUAAAGACCCCAAAAAACAUGAAAUAGGAGGACUUAGUGGUCAGCCUCUGAAGGAGCUGUCUACUCAAACAGUGCGAGAGAUGUACACAUUGACCCAAGGGAAGUUGCCGAUUGUUGGAGUCGGUGGAGUGGCCAGUGGACGGGACGCCCUGGAUAAGAUCCGUGCGGGAGCUUCUCUAGUGCAGCUCUACACGGCUCUAGUGUACCAGGGUCCACCUGUAGUCAACAAAAUCAAGAGAGAACUGGACGAUCUGUUGAAGGCACAAGGUUUUACGUGUGUAGCAGAGGCAGUGGGUGCUGACCAUAGAGCCACAGAGAAAAUGGCAAAACCACAGACCUAAAACGAAAGCUCAUACGCCAAAUCUGAUGUGCUGUCAGAGAGUUUGGACUCUCAUAAAGUGUAACAUUCUGCAUUUACCCCUGGGAACUAAUGGUCUUAUGCAACAUUUUCUUAAGCAUCAGUUCGGAACACAACAUUCAUUUAUAAGACUCUUAUAAAAAUGGAUUAUGUUUUAGGCAUGACAUGCCUUGUUGGUGUUGUAAAUUCUUGGCAAUGUAUCUGUUAUAAAUGUUAUUUUAUGCCCUGGAGUUAAAGGAAUGUAUGAAUUUGAAUAAAUCCGCUCUGCUCAA